Messenger RNA from Yamadazyma tenuis ATCC 10573, 1058 nucleotides. NCBI's taxonomy places the organism in Eukaryota, Fungi, Ascomycota, Pichiomycetes, Serinales, Debaryomycetaceae. The record is from RefSeq and is a predicted model, not a curated record.
AUCAUUCAAGACAGCAAGGUAGCUACAGACAAGUUGAAUACUUGCUUCUUCCAAUGAAAAAACAGAAUGGUACUUUUUAAUCCACCCCCCUUUUGAUUUUUUUUGGAGUACGUUGUUACCUUCAUGCACAAACCUGCCCAUGGUUGCGUUGUUUAACCAAAUUUGUACUUUGACAGGCGCUGUGCGUAUUAUGUAUGUAUACAAUCGCCGGUAGAUGCACGAAACAAAGGUUUGUCUUGACUACUUGAAAAACAUAAUCUCAAGGUUGUUUUGGGUCACGACUUGAUAUCAUAAUCGAUGGGAUUUUGUUAAAUGGAAACCCUUCGAGCUGGUAAAUUUUGUCUGACCAUUUCCUCCAGCAUUUCCAGCGUUUCCUCAGCUCCCCAACCUCCCUCUUUGCAAUCGUAUGCUACCAACACUGAACAGUAUAGGCAUCCGACGUCGAAACUUGAUAGAAAAAUUUACUGGAGAGUCAGUAAAGACUCCUAAACUCCCUGAAGCCGAUAUUAGACAAGGCAGUAGGGGUGUGAUUACUAAAGGAUAGAGUAUAGUCUUGGUUCUCUCAUAAAUAGGACUUCAAUCUGUUCAGCCACCCAUAUGACAUAGUGGAUGUUAAUUUUUAAAGUACCCUCCAAGUAUCCCCGAAAUACAGAUAUGUGCUCCUUGAUGGGAGAAUUCAAACCCGCUCCAUAAUUUAUUUGGGUUUUGUGUUCCUUUGUUUGAGUUACAAUCUUGCAGAAAACUGUGGUGCAUUAUCGGCUUGGCAUGCUAUAGUAUGCGCACUUACAUAUAUGUUGAAUUAAGCUCGAGUCCUUGAUAGUCCUAACUCUACAGCUGUUUUGGGUAACAAUACCUCAUUACAGGAUUGCAGCAGAGACUUUCCGACUCUUUGAAGCUUGCAUUCAAGAAAGAUGUAGGAUGCGACAACUGCAGGACUAAAAAUAGUUUAGGUGUUCUCGUAAAUGUGAUUUGUAUCUUUUCCACUGCCAGCAUGACAUGAUGAAUGUAAUUUUCCAAUUAACGUAUCCUGAACUUUUUUCCAUAAUGAGUUAUAUUAG